AAGUAUAAACAUUAGAUUCUUUCAAAUUGUAUAAACAGCGUUUGAAACUGACAGAAAACUCUCAGUUUUGCUUUCUCUUCAAUGGCUUCUCCAAUGAGUUCUGAAAGGACAAAAGGCGAAAAUUACGAGCCUAAUCGCAUGAAUCCCCAGCAACCAGUUCUCGAUGUGGCUCCUCUGAAUUGCGUGCCAUACAUGGGUCCAACUAAUCCAGAUAUGUUUUCUUCACCAACCAAAGAGAACACAGAGGCUGCAGACGCUGUUGGUCCAGCUAUGAUAUUUCUGCCUUCACAAUCAACAAGGGAGGAGUUGGAUACCAUCUUGGCAGCUACCAAAAAUGGAGUUGCUCUGACUGGUGCUGCAGCCACAGGAUCAAUUGGACCUGUUAUUGGAAAAGUGGAAAUUGGUGAACUGGAGGAUUCGUACUAUUUCCGUGUCUCCCUUCCCGGGGUAUCAAUGGACAAAAGGGAUUUCAAUUGUGACAUUGAACCUGAUGGAAAAGUAGUAAUAAAGGGGAUAUCAACAACCGGUGAGAAGAUAGUAUGCAAGAACUUGCAAAUCUUUCAUAUGCUGACACAAAAUCUAUGCCGGCCGGGACCCUUCACCGUCUCAUUCCAGCUACCUGGUCCGGUCAAUAACCAAGAAGCGACUAGCUAUUUGGCUAAUGGAAUGCUUGAAGCCAUUGUGAAGAAGAUGUAAUUCAGAAGCGUUACAAAGCCAGUCACUGCAUUUUUCUUUGCCUUGCAUGCAACUCAGUAGUAAUAUGUUAAGCUUUAAGCAUCAGUUUAGAGACUGAUGAACUUUGGAACUCUUUUCGAAAUAAAAUGGUUUAACAUUAGUCUUCC
Molecule: messenger RNA, 842 nt
Organism: Hibiscus syriacus
Lineage: Eukaryota; Viridiplantae; Streptophyta; Magnoliopsida; Malvales; Malvaceae
Product: alpha-crystallin domain-containing protein 22.3-like
Exons: 3
Coding region: 82-696 (204 amino acids)
Cellular component (GO): nucleus
Source: RefSeq, a predicted model, not a curated record